Messenger RNA from Grus americana (Whooping crane), 1821 nucleotides. Its product is annotated as ubiquitin carboxyl-terminal hydrolase 38-like. Lineage: Eukaryota; Metazoa; Chordata; Aves; Gruiformes; Gruidae. Gene Ontology annotation, molecular function: cysteine-type endopeptidase activity; cysteine-type deubiquitinase activity. Gene Ontology annotation, biological process: protein deubiquitination. The record is from RefSeq and is a predicted model, not a curated record. Gene Ontology annotation, cellular component: cytosol; nucleus.
AUGUCUCUCUCUUCCUUCAGUUUCAGAAGACAUGUUUGAUCUCUGCAACUACAUGGAUGUAACUUGCUAGUGGCAAAACUACAGCAUCUUUUUGCAUUUUUGGCCCAUACCCAGAGAGAGGCGGCAUAUGCUCCUAGAAUUUUCUUUGAGGCUUCCCAACCACCAUGGUUCAGCCCUCGAUCCCAGCAGGAUUGCUCAGAAUAUCUCAAAUUCCUGCUAGACAGGCUGCGUGAAGAAGAGAAAACCUCGGAAACUUUGUCUUCAGCAAAGACUUCUGAAAGUAAACCCAAUGCAAAGUCCCAGAAACAAGAAGCUGUCAAUAAGGCAAAAGUAUUUGCUGCAGCAUCUGGUAAGGGAAGUGAAGAAAGAACUCUGAUCGAGAAGAUGUUUGGAGGAAAAGUGAAGACUACUGUACGCUGUCUGAAGUGCAAAAGCGUGUCUCAAAAGGAAGAAGCUUUCACAGAUCUCUCUCUGGCUUUCUGUCCGGAAUGUACUGAAGGGAAAGGCGACAACGUGGUGCAAACUCAGACCUCACCGAUGAGUCCUGCUGGGAAAAAACCUCUCAAGUUGGAAGCAAAUGGUGGAUGUGACCCAAGAACAAAGAAAGGAACCACAAAGGAUUUUUCUGCUGAGCCAAAGUCUGAGAAGACUACAAAUUCUGAACGCAACAAAGGUCAAGCUAAGAAGAAAAUGCCUCAGAGGGUAGUAGGUGAAAACCCUCUGUCAGUUACAGAUUUACUGCAUUAUUUUCUGGCGCCUGAGAUCCUCAGUGGUGACAACAAGUAUUACUGUGAAAAGUGUGCCUCUCUACAGAAUGCUGAGAAAACUAUGCAAAUCAUUGAGGAACCUGAAUACCUCAUUCUCACUCUUUUGAGAUUUUCCUAUGAUCCAAAGUGUCACGUAAGGCGCAAAGUCUUAGCUAAUGUGUCUCUGCCACUUGGUUUGAAACUACCAGUCCAAAGAGUAGCAUCGUCUCCAGGUGUAGUUUCAAGAGGUUGGUCUGUUGGUGUCGAGGUGUCUGAUAUUGGAGAAAAUAUUGCUAAAAAACUAAAGCCCUCAGGUGCUGAUGAAGUGACUCGCCCACGAUUGGAGCCCUGUUUGUUAAGCUCCGUGGUGAUGCAUUCUGGUGUAUCCUCUGGAAGUGGACAUUACUCUUCAUAUGCUAGAAAUGUUCCUGGGUCAGGGCCUUCAGGACCCUGCCAGCAGUCUACAGGUGAUUCUUUAGUUUCUCCUCGGGCUAAGUUGUUGACAGGGGAGAGUCGUCCUACUGUUGUAGAAAGUGACACUGGUAAGUCAAGAGAAUGGUUUCUGUUCAAUGACAGCAGAGUGACAUUUCCCUCAUUUCAGUCAGUCCAGAAAAUGACCAGUAGAUUUCCAAAGGACACUGCUUAUGUUCUGUCCUACAAAAAACGAAAUAGCACCCGUGGCUUCAAUUCGGCAAACGGAGACCCUCCCCUCCAGAAAGACCUCGUGGAUGCAAUUAUGAAAGAUAACAAACGAUACUUGCGGGGUGACCUAGCAGAGAUGUACCCUGCGCUGAAGAGUGUCCCGCGGGAAGGUGACAGACGAUUACAGGGCAACGCUGUGACCUGCCUGACAGCAAAGGUGCCCAGUGGCCGCAGAGCAGCCCAGGGUGUGAAGGUGGGUGCCGGUCUUGUCCUGUUGGCUCUGUCCCACUCCCACUUCAAAGUUGUGAUGUCUGAGAUCCGGGGCCACCUGAAGGCUCUGGCAGAGAUCUCCAGGGAGUUUGUGUUCCAUGUUUUGAUAUCUUGGGGCUACAAAGUGCUAGGGUUCUGGGAUGCUAAGGCUACAGUUGGCUAG